AUGGACAGGAUUAAGAUGUUGACGAAUUUACUCGUGUGGCAGCCCAAGGCGGUCGCCCUCCAAGUCGCCAGUGAGGGGAGGAUCGCGCAGUCGUUCGCCGCGCUCUCGCUCCCCUCCCCGUGUCCGUUCGCCGCGCUCUCGCUCUCCCCCUCCCCGUGCCCGCUCGCCUCGCUCUCGCUCGCCGCGCGCCCGUUCGCCGCGCUCUCGUUCGCCCGCCCCGCACGCUCGCCCCGUCGUGACUCUCGCGAUCGUUCGCCCCGUCGUGACCGAUCGCCGCCUCCCCGCACCAUCAAUCCGGGCGACACGCUCUACGUGACCGGCCUCGCUUCCCGCACGAGGGAGGCCGAUCUCGAGCGCAAGUUUUCCAAGUUCGGCGAGGUCGUCAAGGCCCACCUGGUGUGCGACCCGAGGACGGGCGAUUCGAGGGGUUUCGCGUUCGUGACGAUGGGCUCGGACACCGAGGCGCAGGACGCCAUGGAGGGCGGCAACCGAACCGAGCUGGACGGCCGCAUCAUCAGCGUUGAGAAGUCCAAGCGCGCCAGACCCAGGUCCCCCACGCCGGGCCGCUACUUGGGCCACGAAAAGGGCUCCUCUUUGCCUCGCUACGGCGGCGGCGGCGGCGGUUAUGGAGGCGGCGGCGGCGGCCGCUACGGUGGCGGAUAUGGUGGCGGCGGUGGAUAUGGAGGGCGGUCGGGCGGCAGCAGCUACAGCGGCCGGCGCUACGACCCCUACGAGCGCAGGGACAGGAGGAGUCCCUCCCCCCGCUCUCGCCGCUCCCCCGACUACAGCCGCCGUUCCCGCUCGCGAAGCCGCUCGCGCUAA
Molecule: messenger RNA, 822 nt
Organism: Acanthamoeba castellanii str. Neff
Lineage: Eukaryota; Discosea; Longamoebia; Acanthamoebidae
Product: RNA recognition motif domain containing protein
Exons: 6
Coding region: 1-822 (273 amino acids)
Molecular function (GO): RNA binding
Source: RefSeq, a predicted model, not a curated record